UGAAUCGGUCUCUUCGUCCCGAGCAGGCCACGUUGUUCCUCCCUUCGUCUCCCCCCCAACAAGCUCCCCUCCCCUCCACCCACGACACCCAGAGCCGAUUCACCAUCCCGCAGCCGAGCGGCACACACCGCUCGAUCCCCACAUGUGCACGCGGCGAUGAUGGCCACUGAAGCCGAUCCUCGGAUUUUCACGGAUGGAGAGAACUGCAAGUCGUCGUGGCGAGAUGCGGGUGCUGAUUACGAUGAGACAGACACACAUCUGGAGAUCAUGGGAAAACCCGUCAUGGAGCGAUGGGAGACCCCAUACAUGCACAAGCUGGCCUCCGUCGCCAGCUCCAAAGGCGGACGGGUUCUGGAGAUCGGCUUUGGCAUGGCUAUCGCGGCCACCAAGGUAGAGGAGAGCGACAUCACGGAGCACUGGAUCAUCGAGUGCAACGAUGGCGUCUUCCAGCGCCUGCAGCAGUGGGCGACGAAGCAGCCGCACAAGAUCGUGCCACUGAAGGGGCUGUGGGAGGAUGUUGUGCCAACGCUGCCGAAAGGACACUUUGAUGGGAUUCUGUACGAUACCUACCCACUCUCCGAGGCGACCUGGCACACGCAUCAGUUUGACUUCAUUAAGGGUUACGCCUACGACCUCCUCAAGCCUGGCGGCGUGCUCACCUACUGCAACCUCACGUCGUGGGGCGAGCUCAUGAAGAACAAGUUCACCGACAUUGAGAAGAUGUUUCAGGAGACACAGGUGCCUCAGCUCGUGGAGGCGAAGUUCAGGAAGGAGGACAUCAGCGUGGAGGUCAUGGACUUGGUGCCACCCUCCGACUGCAGAUACUACUCCCACACCAAGAUGAUCGCCCCCACCAUCAUCAAGCACUAAGCGGCACGCACGCACGCACUGGGGAAUGGCAGCAAACGCUGUCUUCGUUUAUCUUCCAGAUUCACCACUUGCACCACCACUGUGCUUCAUCGGGGGCACGUUUUACCGAUUGUUUCUACUGGUAAAUCCGAGCUGAGCCAACACGGCGUUCUCAUGGCACAGUUCGUUUUUCCACUCGCUAUUUGCCAAGCCGAGCCAAAACCAAGCCGCGACAACGCUGCUGGCCUUUCUAGGCAAGCGGGGCCAGGGAUCAUUAAGCGGGGGCUUCGCGUGUUGUGUUGGUACGCUGUGAGUACGCAGCAUUUUACCACGUCAUCUACCGUGCACAGUCCCACUUAUAAAUAUAUUCAACUGGUGGUGUACUACUUUGGCAGUGGUGCACAAGCGCAGAUAAUAAUAACAACUGACAUUCAUCAGCAACACUGUGACCCUAAAAGAAAUGCUGCUUCUUCAUCGCACUUAGGCCAGAGAGGAGAGCGAGUGGAUACACAAGUUGGACUGCGCUUUGCAUCAUUGUGCUAAACUAGUUCACUGUGUGGUAGUGUCAGCGAGACACGGCUCGGCUUUUGCAGUGGAAAAAAACUACUCGGCCAGGCUGGAUUGGUGCGGUUUGGUUGUACGGAAGAAAAGAGGAACAAAAUGCAACUAAUCCUGUCAAUUAUUGUACUGUAAUUAGUACAGUAGUUUUUUUUUUUAACGAAAUUCAGCAAAACACUGCUGUUUUUCAAGGGGCUUCUGUAUAGAUAUGCGGGUCAUUUUACCACGUGACUCCUCCGGUUUCCUGUUUCAAAAUGAUGUUUGAUGCCUGCGGAUGAUGAAUAAAUAAAACGGUAAAGGUGCA
Molecule: messenger RNA, 1711 nt
Organism: Lethenteron reissneri (Far Eastern brook lamprey)
Lineage: Eukaryota; Metazoa; Chordata; Hyperoartia; Petromyzontiformes; Petromyzontidae
Product: guanidinoacetate N-methyltransferase-like
Biological process (GO): creatine biosynthetic process
Cellular component (GO): nucleus; cytoplasm
Molecular function (GO): guanidinoacetate N-methyltransferase activity
Source: RefSeq, a predicted model, not a curated record